This is a messenger RNA of Egretta garzetta (little egret), 801 nucleotides long. RefSeq names its product sodium/potassium transporting ATPase interacting 1 (gene NKAIN1). The transcript is spliced from 7 exons. NCBI's taxonomy places the organism in Eukaryota, Metazoa, Chordata, Aves, Pelecaniformes, Ardeidae. The record is from RefSeq and is a predicted model, not a curated record. The coding region runs from base 1 to 801 and encodes 266 amino acids. Gene Ontology annotation, biological process: regulation of sodium ion transport.
AUGGGCGGCUCACGGGGACCGUACGAUGAAAACGCCUCCGACAGCUCCUUGGACUCCACGCGAGCAGGGCGAAGGCGCUGGCAGAGUGAAAACCAGCAAAAAGCCUUAAAUUGCCUCAAAAAGAGAGGUUGUGGGGGGUGGCCAGGUACCCUGGGGGCUUCUGGGGUCCUGUGUCCUGGCUGGCAGUGGGUGCUGGGCCCGGAUGCUUCCUGCUCUGUGGAAGGUGAGUACAGGCAGGUCGCGGCGCUGGAGAGGCAGAUCUUUGAUUUCCUGGGCUACCAGUGGGCACCCAUCCUGGCUAAUUUUUUACACAUCAUGGCCGUUAUUUUGGGUAUUUUUGGGACCAUCCAGUACAGAUCCAAAUACCUCAUGAUGUAUGCGGUGUGGCUGGUGCUGUGGGUCGGCUGGAACGCCUUCAUCAUCUGCUUCUACCUGGAGGUUGGACGCUUGUCGCAGGACCGAGACUUCAUCAUGACCUUCAAUACCUCACUGCAUCGCUCAUGGUGGAUGGAGAACGGGCCAGGCUGCCUGGUGACACCAGUGAUGAACUCCAACCUGGCACCCGAGGACCAUCACGUCAUCACCGUCAGCGGCUGCCUGCUCGACUACCAGUACAUCGAGGUAGUGAGCAGCGCCACGCAGAUAUUCCUGGCGCUCUUUGGCUUCGUCUACGCAUGCUACGUCAGCAAAGUGUUCCUGGAGGAAGAAGACAGCUUUGACUUCAUCGGCGGGUUUGACUCCUAUGGCUACCAGGCGCCACAGAAGACGUCACACCUACAGCUACAGCCGCUCUACACGUGA